UUCCGCUUUUCUGUGGAGGCGGCUUGUUGUUGUGCAGGCCAAGAUGGCGGCACAGGCGGCGGCUGCGGCGCAGGCGGCGGCCGCAGCUCAGGCGGCCGCAGCGCAGGCCGCACAGGCCGAGGCAGCCGAGUCGUGGUAUCUAGCUCUCCUGGGUUUCGCCGAGCACUUCCGAACAUCUAGCCCGCCCAAGAUCCGCUUGUGCGUCCAUUGCCUGCAGGCCGUGUUCCCCUUCAAGCCGCCUCAGCGGAUCGAGGCCCGUACGCACCUGCAGCUCGGCUCCGUGCUUUACCACCACACGAAGAACAGCGAGCAGGCGCGCAGCCACUUGGAGAAGGCGUGGUUGAUAUCACAGCAAAUCCCACAGUUUGAAGAUGUUAAAUUUGAGGCGGCGAGCCUGUUGUCAGAGCUGUAUUGUCAAGAGAACUCUGUGGAUGCAGCGAAGCCACUGCUGCGGAAAGCCAUCCAGAUCUCACAGCAGACGCCAUACUGGCACUGCCGCCUGCUCUUCCAGCUUGCUCAACUACACACACUGGAGAAGGACCUGGUAUCCGCCUGUGACCUCCUGGGCGUGGGGGCUGAGUAUGCCCGAGUGGUGGGAUCUGAAUAUACAAGGGCGUUAUUCCUGCUCAGCAAAGGGAUGCUGCUGCUGAUGGAACGCAAACUGCAAGAGGUGCACCCACUGCUCACAUUGUGUGGGCAGAUUGUGGAGAAUUGGCAGGGCAACCCCAUCCAGAAGGAGUCACUACGUGUGUUCUUCCUGGUGCUACAGGUGACCCACUACCUGGAUGCUGGGCAGGUGAAGAGUGUCAAGCCGUGCCUGAAGCAGCUGCAGCAGUGCAUCCAGACCAUCUCCACGCUCCAUGAUGAUGAGAUCCUGCCCAGCAACCCAGCUGACCUCUUCCACUGGCUGCCCAAGGAGCACAUGUGCGUGCUCGUCUACCUGGUCACAGUGAUGCAUUCGAUGCAGGCUGGUUACCUGGAGAAGGCACAGAAGUACACAGACAAGGCACUCAUGCAGUUGGAGAAGCUUAAGAUGCUGGACUGCAGCCCCAUCCUGUCAUCCUUCCAAGUGAUCCUGCUGGAGCACAUCAUCAUGUGCCGGCUUGUCACAGGCCACAAGGCCACUGCACUACAGGAGAUCUCCCAGGUCUGCCAGCUGUGCCAGCAGUCCCCUAGGCUCUUCUCCAACCAUGCUGCCCAGUUGCACACACUGCUGGGCCUGUAUUGUGUCUCCGUGAACUGCAUGGACAAUGCUGAAGCCCAGUUUACCACAGCCCUUCGGCUCACCAACCACCAGGAGUUGUGGGCCUUCAUCGUGACCAACCUUGCGAGUGUGUAUAUACGGGAAGGAAAUAGACACCAAGAGGUACUGUACAGUUUGCUUGAGAGGAUAAACCCAGACCACAGCUUCCCAGUCAGUUCACACUGCCUCCGAGCAGCAGCCUUCUACGUGCGAGGGCUCUUCUCCUUCUUCCAGGGCCGCUACAAUGAAGCCAAGCGAUUUCUUCGAGAAACUCUAAAGAUGUCGAAUGCAGAAGACCUGAACCGCCUCACAGCCUGCUCCCUGGUGCUGCUGGGUCACAUCUUCUAUGUGCUAGGAAAUCACAGGGAGAGUAACAACAUGGUGGUGCCUGCCAUGCAGCUAGCCAGCAAGAUCCCAGACAUGUCUGUGCAGCUGUGGUCAUCUGCCCUCCUGAGAGACCUAAACAAGGCAUGUGGGAACGCCAUGGAUGCCCAUGAGGCCGCACAGAUGCACCAGAACUUCUCACAGCAGCUGCUGCAGGACCACAUCGAGGCCUGCAGCCUCCCCGAGCACAACCUCAUCACGUGGACAGAUGGCCCACCCCCUGUACAGUUCCAAGCUCAGAAUGGACCCAACACCAGCCUGGCCAGCCUUCUGUGAGGCCUGUAUCCCCAACUUGGACCCAGCACUGGAGCUCUCUGGGAACAAAAUCACCAGGAUGCCCACCAGUCCCUCACCAUUGUCUAGAGCUAAGUCCCAAGAGUGCUGGAGCCAUCAUCUGCCUCUGACGGUGACAGCCAAUUGCACCUAUUCCAGGACUCAGUGCCAUCUGUUGAAGGGACUGAUGGCCUAAUCUGUGUCUGGGUGUCACCUGAGAAGAACAGGGUGACAAUGUGUGUGGGGGCAUCAUCUGAGUGCUCAACCAAACCUAAGUGCAGCCGCACAAAGUGGUCUCCAGCCCAGGGCAAGCUAAGGGGAGAGCAAUGGUUCUCACUUUGCUCAGCCUGCUGUUCUUCCAGUGUCCCUGAACUCAGGGACUUCUGAGGACCUGGAAGUCAGCCUCUUAACCUGAGUGGUCCUCCAAGGUGACCCAGUACAAGGGAGGAGCUUGGAAAGAGGUGUGCAUGUGCAGUUGAUGAGGCUGCGACUUGUGCAUCCUUCAGAAGCCCCUGCUCAUGCUCGGCAUCCAUCACCUUUUGGCCCUGCCUAAGCACUAGGCAGAAGUCCCAUUGGACCUGAACGAGGGAGUUUCCUUCCUGGCAGCUAUUUGGCUUUCCCAUGGAGGACAGUUAUGGGACCAACUCAGCUCCUCUUGGCUUGAGAGCUGCCCUGAGGGUGACAGUGAUGGGGGUAGGAGCAUAGUGGUUCCUGCCAGCUUGUAGCAUCUGGGCAGGUGCUCUCUCUGGUGGCAAAGGCGGUGCUCGGAAGCCGUCACCAGGCCAUAUGAAGGCCCUUCUCAGAGCUCUGGAGUCUGUGACCGAAGGGAUGAAGCUCCAAGGCCUUCAUGAACAUCUUCACUGAACCAUGUGCCCAUGGCCAGGUGCCAACCCUUCUGUCUUCCUCUAGCCCUUUGGGUCCCAGGGACCUACCUUCAAUACCUACAUCACAGCCCUGCCUAUUUAUUUAAGCUUCUUCUUCUUUUUUUUUUUUUUUUCUUAUAGGGCAUUUUGUACAUAGAGCGAUUCAAACAAGGACCUCUCAAUUUGCCAUCUGUCCUGA
Messenger RNA from Arvicanthis niloticus (Nile rat), 2962 nucleotides. RefSeq names its product MAU2 sister chromatid cohesion factor (gene Mau2). The record is from RefSeq and is a predicted model, not a curated record. Gene Ontology annotation, molecular function: protein binding. Lineage: Eukaryota; Metazoa; Chordata; Mammalia; Rodentia; Muridae. Gene Ontology annotation, biological process: mitotic sister chromatid cohesion.